CUUCAUGUGAUGAUUUUCUAUGUGCACAAGUUACUGUCAGCUAUGGAAGAACAACUUUGUGCUGGUGACCUGGACUCAUGUUUAAUGGAUAUCGUUGAUGUGUGUACUAUGGACUUAUUUGGUAAUGCAGCUGAAGAGAAAAAUGUGUCUGGCAUUACCAAAGAUGUACCAGAAGCCCGCAUUAAUUCUUUCGAUUUCAAAUCCACUCAUUAUAUUUGCUCUGAAUUCGAUCACAAUUACAAGCGGCUACUAACAGCUUAUCUUCGAUUCUUCUUGCUAUUAUGUGACUUCUUUGUAACAACAGUUUAG
This is a messenger RNA of Acanthocheilonema viteae, 309 nucleotides long. Lineage: Eukaryota; Metazoa; Nematoda; Chromadorea; Rhabditida; Onchocercidae. The record is from the annotation of a GenBank genome assembly.